Messenger RNA from Tinamus guttatus (white-throated tinamou), 2207 nucleotides. RefSeq names its product intraflagellar transport 81 (gene IFT81). The record is from RefSeq and is a predicted model, not a curated record. Lineage: Eukaryota; Metazoa; Chordata; Aves; Tinamiformes; Tinamidae. Gene Ontology annotation, biological process: intraciliary transport; cilium assembly. Gene Ontology annotation, cellular component: ciliary basal body; intraciliary transport particle B. Gene Ontology annotation, molecular function: tubulin binding.
CCCUGGCCGCGAGCAUGAGUGACCAAAUCAAGUUCAUUGUGGAGAAGCUCAAUCAGGAGCCUUUCAAGAAGAGCUACAACUUGAUUACGUUCGACUCCUUGGAGUCGAUGCAGCUGCUGCAGCUGCUCAGCGAUGUGCUGGGGGAGAUUGACCCGAAGCAUGCUGUUGACAUUAGAGAGGAAAUGCCAGAACAAACAGCUAAGAGAAUGUUGAGUCUUCUUGGUAUCCUUAAAUACAAACCUCCAGGAAGCAUAUCAGACUUGAGUGCAUUUCGCCAAGGGUUAGUUACUGGAAGCAAACCUGUAAUUCAUCCUGUCCUGCAUUGGCUUCUUCAGAGGACCAACGAACUUAAGAAAAGAGCCUAUCUGGCACGUUUCUUAGUAAAACUGGAAGUGCCAGCUGAGUUCCUACAGGAUGAUGCUGUGGCUGAAACCAACAAACAGUAUGAAGAACUUAUGGAAGCAUUCAAAAACCUACAUAAGGAAUGUGAGCAGCUCAAAACAUCUGGUUUCUCUACUGCAGAAAUAAGAAGGGAUAUCAGUGCAAUGGAAGAGGAGAAAGACCAACUCAUCAAAAGAGUGGAGCGUCUUAAGAAGAGGGUGGAGACAGUACAAAAUCAUCAACGAAUGCUUGAAAUAGCAAGACAGCUUCGCUUAGAGAAAGAGAGAGAAGAAUCUUUGGCUCAACAGAAACAAGAACAAAAAAAUCAGUUGUUCCAUGCAGAGCAGAGACUGCAAAGAGUGCAGCUCCAGCUGAAAGAGAUGCAUCAUGCAGUAGUGGAUGCAAAACCUGAAAGCUUAAUGAAGAAGCUGGAAGAGGAGAUAAAAUUCAAUUCAUAUCUGGCUACUGAAAAAGUACCUAGAGAGCUCGAAAGUAAGAAGAAAUCAUUGUAUUUCUUACAAAAGGUGGUUGCAGAGCCAGCUAUGAGCCAGUCUGAUCUCAAUGUGCUUGAAAUCAAGAUAAAUGAAGUAAAUGCACAAAUUAAUCAGCUUAUUGAGAAGAGAAUGAUGAAGUAUGAGCCAAUUGAUAGUAAAUUUUCCAUGUAUCGUCAACAGGCAUCUAUAAUUUCCCGGAAAAAGGAAGCCAAGGCAGAAGAACUUCAGGCUGCUAAGGAAGAGAUGUCCAACACUGAGAAGCAGAUGCAGCAGAAGACAAAUCAGGCCCGGGAAUUAGAGGGCUCCGAAGUUUUGAAAGGGGAUGAGUUCAAGCACUAUGUUAAUAAGCUCCGGAGCAAAAAUACGUAUUAUAAAAAGAAGCGGCUAGAACUGGCAGAAAUUACAGCUGAGUAUGGUAUCCUCCAGAGGACAGAAGAGCUGCUCAAACAGCGCCAUGAGGCUCUUCAGCAGCAGUUGCAAGCUAUGGAAGAAAAGAAAGGUAUUAGUGGAUAUAGCAACACCCAGGAGGAGCUGGAAAGAGUAUCUGCAGUAAAAAGUGAAAUGGAUGAAAUGAAAGGCCGAACACUAGAUAACAUGUCUGAAAUGGUAAAAAAACUGAAUGCUAUGGUGGCAGAUAAGAAGUCCAGUCUAGCUCCUGUUAUCAAAGAACUGCGGCAGUUGCGUCAGAAGUGCCAGGAAUUAACUCAAGAAUGUGAUGAAAAAAAAGUCCAGUACGACAGUUGUGCAGCGGGGUUAGAAAGCAAUCGCUCUACACUGGAACAGGAAGUGAAAGGACUUCUUGAGGAGUGUAUUCAGGAGGAAAGCAACUACCGAUACAUUAACUGCAUGAAGAGGAAUAUAGAAGUACAGCUACAGCGUGCUAAAGAAGAAAUGAAAACAUACGUUUCCCCAGAUCCACAGGAGAGACGAAAAGCAAUUCGAGAACAGUAUACGCGAAUGAUCCUUGAGCAAGAAAACCUUGGGAAGAAAUUACGAGAGAAGCAGAAAGUUGUACGAGAAAGUCACGGGCCAAAUAUGAAGCAAGUUAAAAUGUGGCAGGAUUUUGAGCAGUUAAUGGAAUGUAAGAGUGAAUGUUUUCUAAAACAACAAAAUCAAACAGCCAUUGGUCAAGUCAUUCAGGAAGGAGGAAAAGAUAGGCUUGUGCUAUGAAUUCUUCUGUCUUUAUACCAACAUAAAGCAGGAAAACAGUGUGUUGGUUUCUUUAAGGUAAUCUUAGAUUAAAUAUUGUUGCUAUCAUUAUUUCUGUAUAAAUUUUUUGCAAGUUAUUUGGUUUUAGUCCAUAAACAGAGUGAAACUAACCACCGUACGGAG